AUGUGCAGCUCCAACGGUGGCAUCUUCGUCAAGAUGGGCCAGCACGCCGCCACGCUGGCGCCCGCAGUGCCUGCGGAGUACGUGGAGCGCUUGGCGCAGCUGCAGGACCGCGCGCCCGAGAGCACGUGGGCGGAGGUCCUCGAGGUGCUGAACACAGAGCUGCCGGGAGGCACCACAGCCUCGUUGGACUUCGAUGCAGCACCUGUGGGCAGUGCCUCCCUGGCGCAGGUGCAUCGUGCCGAACGGCGCGGCACUGAGCGCGAGGGCGCGGAGGUGGCGGUGAAGGUGCAGCAUCCGAACAUCCAGGCGGGUUCCAGGCGACGCAUGGAGGGCUUGGUUCCAGGUUGA
Molecule: messenger RNA, 348 nt
Organism: Durusdinium trenchii
Lineage: Eukaryota; Dinophyceae; Suessiales; Symbiodiniaceae
Source: the annotation of a GenBank genome assembly